AUGCUGCAAGAAGCCGUUGCGUUUGCUUCCAGCUACCUCCAGGUGCGGCUCAAAGAGGGCAAGAAUCCUUACGACCCCUUGACUAAAAUUGGCCGCUUCAAUCAUUACAUCGUGGAUCCCUUAUUCCGUUGGCAUGGGCGAAACGAGCGGAUCGUGGCCUCGAAAUCCCUCGGGCGAGUGAGCAUGCAGGGAGAGAACCAUUCGGUGUUGAACGGCGGGAGUCACAACUACGCCGGGUUGUAUGAACUGUCGCCAAAGGAUGAACAGCUGCAGCGGAAGUGCCUGGACCAUCUGCCCUUCGCGGAUGCUGAGGCUGUCCCAUUGCUCAAUCAAAGGAUGGUCGACGGUCUGACGAGAUUCUUCAACGCUGACUGUUGCUACACAACGACGACCGGCUACCAAUCGAACGUCCUCGGGAUACCGGCCAUUGCUCGAGACAAUUCGCUCAUCGUGAUGGACGAGAAAUGCCACAAUUCGAUUUUCACGGCGUCGUACAUGUCCCGAGCCGGAGCCCGCAAGAGGUUCCGGCAUAAUGACAUGGCGCACCUACAGUCCAUCCUGGACUCAACUCAAGGGAAACAAUCUGAUAUUAUCGUGGUUGUGGAGGGUCUUUACAGUAUGGAUGGGACCAUCCCACCGCUGGAUCGCCUGUAUUUCCUCAAGAAGAUAUUCAACUUCACCUUAUAUGCGGAUGAAGCACACUCGUUCGGCUCGAUGGAGAAAACCGGAGGAGGCUGUCUGGAGAUGUGGAACGACCAACACCCCGAAGCUCUGGUCCCUGACGAUGUGAUUGACGUUCGCAGCGCUGUCCUGUCCAAGGCAGUCGGCGGACUAGGCGGAUUCGUGUGCGCCGCUGCUCCGAGCCCGGUUGACAUGCGGGAGCUGCAGAGGGAGGCUCAAGAAGCGCACGCGGACCUCAGCCGCGUGCUGCAGCAGCAGAUUGAGAAGCCGGUGGCGACACAGUGUUCCGGGAUCUCUGCGGCGGAGAUUGCCGCUGGCCAUGCUGCCCGCCAGGUGUACGGUCUCGGGUCAGGCAGUUCUCGGUGGAUUCUGGGCACUUUCCCACAACAUCUCGAGGUCGAAGAACUCACAGCACAAUUGACAAGGCAGCCGGCCGCGCUGACCUACCCUGAUUCCGACUUGGGCCUCAUGUCGACCAUUGCUGGCUUGUGCCGUCCUGUGAUGGCUUGUCGACGACACUAUUUUCUGGUCCCCGCGAAUCUGCCCUCGAACGCCGAGGAAGGCUUUCGGGUGGCCUCAAAGAACUCGGAAACCGUCUGCCUGAAGUACGCUGAUCGAGAUGCCCUGGUCCCGCUGUUUGAGGCUCUGUCAGGGCGCAGUGCGACGUAUCUCACACUCUACUUGGACCCGGUGGCCGACGGUGGCUACAUGGAUCUGAUGGCUCUCGCAACACAACUGGCGGCAAAGAAAGGGGCGAACCAAGGCAUGACGGUCCUCCUCAAUGACACCAACGGACUAGGGCGUCUGGGGCCAUCCCAGCUGGGGAUUGCGUCCGCCGUCAACCUCAUCCUCUUCUCUCAGAUCCUUUCCGCCCGGAUUCUGGUCUGCGGAUCAUUCUACAGGGCCUUCAGCCUGCCGGGCGGUUAUCUGGCCGGAGACCCUACGAUCAUUGAAGAGCUGCGCUAUACCAGUCGCUGUUACAUGUUUAGCACGUCGCCCCAACCCUUCGUGAUGGCCAUGGUCAAGGAGGCUUUGCAUGGCCGGUUGAGCGCGGCCCCAGUUGAAGAGAGGCACACGAUAGCCAUAGCCACCAAAUCCAGACUGGAAGGCGUGCUCAGCAUGCUACGUCGCACAGUUCGCCGGCUACCACAAGAAUGGGCGCCGUUGCUCGCGCUUUUUCUUGUGUUCCUUCAUGUUCUCUUCAAGAUGGUGUAG
Penicillium canescens is the source of this 1896-nucleotide messenger RNA. Its product is annotated as serine palmitoyltransferase 2. The transcript has 2 exons. Gene Ontology annotation, molecular function: pyridoxal phosphate binding. Lineage: Eukaryota; Fungi; Ascomycota; Eurotiomycetes; Eurotiales; Aspergillaceae. The coding region runs from base 1 to 1896 and encodes 631 amino acids. Gene Ontology annotation, biological process: biosynthetic process. The record is from RefSeq and is a predicted model, not a curated record.